Messenger RNA from Cyclopterus lumpus (lumpfish), 2226 nucleotides. It is a transcript of the gene fign, whose product is annotated as fidgetin. The transcript has a single exon. Gene Ontology annotation, molecular function: ATP hydrolysis activity; microtubule severing ATPase activity; ATP binding. Bases 4 to 2226 code for a protein of 740 amino acids. Lineage: Eukaryota; Metazoa; Chordata; Actinopteri; Perciformes; Cyclopteridae. The record is from RefSeq and is a predicted model, not a curated record.
AAGAUGCAGUGGACCCCAGAGCACACACAAUGGGCAGAACAACACUUUGACAUCUCAUCCACUACCCGCUCGCCUGCACACAAAGUAGAGGCCUACCGGGGCCACUUACAACGAACAUACCAGUAUGCAUGGGCAAACGAUGACAUCUCUGCACUGACGGCUUCCAAUCUGCUUAAGAAAUAUGCAGAAAAGUACUCCGGGAUCCUAGAGGGCCCAAAUGAGAGAGCCCUGCUGUGUUCUUACUCUGAUAGCACCACUGGACUCAUGAAUGGACGAAAGUCAGAGAAUGAGUCCUGGCAGGAGGGGAUUUACCCAAUGAACUGUGCUCCAGAUGUUAUAUCUGUGAGCAAAGCUGGAAUGACAGCUGCCCUACCCCCUACAGAUGUGUCGGCUAGCAUAGGCAGCUCCCCGGGGGUGGCCAGCAGCUUGUCUGAGCCUAGCUAUUCCAGCAGUAACUGUGGGAGCCACACAGCCACUACUCUCCACUCGGGCCUCCCCUCUCAGGAAUAUACUGCCAGCUACAACGGCUCCUACCUGCAUUCUAGCUACAGUGGCCAGAGUACUCCAGCCCUCCCCUCCCCACACCCUUCUCCUUUGCACAGUGCUGGGCUCUUACAACCACCGCCUCCACCUCCUCCCCCUACCUUAGUGCCGAGCUACAAUGCUGGGUCUCCAAACCUUCCCAGCUACAAUUAUCCUCCAACAGGGUAUCCUUCUCAGACUGCUGUUGGCCCUGGUUAUAGCCCUGGGGGAGCACCCCCUGCUUCUGCUUAUCUGCCAUCCGGUAUCGCAGCUCCUACACCAAUCCCUCUUUCCACACUGCCUGGCUACACCUACCAGUCCCAUAACCAUACACCAAUUGCACCAACACCAUUGAAUGGAAGCUCAUCCAACUCAUUAAAACGAAAAGCUUUCUACAUGAGUGGACAUGAAGAUAUGGACUCUAGCUAUGGUAAUUUCAACUACAACCAACAGCGCUCCUCACAGAGCCCGAUGUACAGAAUAACAGACAGUGUCUUAGACUCAAACAGGGGCAGUGGCUUUGACAGAAAUGCAGAAUCAUCAUCUUUAGCAUUUAAGCCAACCAAGCAGCCAAUGUCUUCUGAUCAAGAAAGAAAGUUUAUUCUACACUCUGGCAGAGCACUAACUCCUCCAUCCUAUGGAUCAACCAAAAGCUCUGUGGGUGAUCUCAGAACCGAGCCCUACAGCAAGUUUGGAUCCCCCGUCAUGAGCGAACAAACUGAAGAGCACAGACAACACCUCUCUCACUCCCUAACAGGUCCUGACAUUGGUGCAGCUACCUCGUCCAUCCAUGCUGCAGAGGAACAACUGAAGAACAGUGACUCCAACCUGGUGGAGAUGGUGACCACAGAAAUCCUUCAGCAAGGCCCUCCAGUGGACUGGAGCGACAUUGUGGGUCUUGAUAUGGCCAAAGCAGCCAUUAAAGAGGAAAUAAUAUGGCCCAUUUUAAGGCCAGAUAUGUUUAGUGGACUUACCACAUUACCUCGGAGCCUCCUUUUAUUUGGACCUCAGGGAACUGGUAGAACACUGCUAGCUCACUGCAUGGCCAGCCAACUGGGGGCUGCCUUCUUGCAACUCAGCAGCUCAGCUCUGGUUACCAAGUGGCUAGGAGAAGGGGACAAGAUCAUUCAAGCUUCUUUUCUGGUGGCCCGGUGUCGCCAGCCAGCAGUUGUGUUCAUCAAAGAGGUGGACCUGCUGCUGUCAGACCAGCUAAGUGAGGAGAGUCCAUUGAAUCGCAUCAAGGCUGAGCUCCUCAUGCAGCUUGACAGUAUUCUGACCUCCACUGAGGACCAUGUCCUCGUGGUCUGCUCCACCAAUAAGCCUGAAGAUAUCCCAGAGUCCCUACGGAGGUACUUUGCCAAGCGACUGCUCAUCCCCUCGCCUGAUGGGACAGCACGACACCAGAUAAUCAGCCAACUGCUCUCACAGCACAACUACUGUCUUAGUGACAAAGAGAUGUCACUAGUGGUUCAGAGGACAGAGGGCUUUUCUGGACUGGAUGUGGCUCAGCUGUGUCAACAGGCUGUGGUAGGUCCUCUCCAUGGCAUUCCUGAUACUGACCUGUCAACCAUCCACCCCACUCUGAUGAGACCGGUCUCCUACCAAGACUUUGACAGUGUGUUUUGUAAAUUCCAGCCUAGCAUAUCACAAAAACAACUUGACAUGUACACUGAGUGGAAUAAAACAUUUGGUUGCAGUCAAUGA